This is a messenger RNA of Fonsecaea multimorphosa CBS 102226, 1110 nucleotides long. RefSeq lists its product as uncharacterized. The record is from RefSeq and is a predicted model, not a curated record. NCBI's taxonomy places the organism in Eukaryota, Fungi, Ascomycota, Eurotiomycetes, Chaetothyriales, Herpotrichiellaceae. The coding region runs from base 1 to 1110 and encodes 369 amino acids. The transcript has 3 exons. Gene Ontology annotation, biological process: biosynthetic process. Gene Ontology annotation, cellular component: cytoplasm. Gene Ontology annotation, molecular function: isomerase activity.
AUGGUGGUCUUUUCCGCGGAGAAAUUCCAGGGCAAUCCCUUGGCCGUCGUGUCCGUGCAUGGCAACGCACUCUCUCAGAAACGCAAGGCUCAAAUCGCGAGGGAGUUCAGGUACUCCGAGACCUGCUUUUUGCAUGAUGCUUCCGGCCCCGGCCAGCCACGGCUGCUGGAAAUUUUCACCGAGACGGGCGAGGAGCUGCCCUUUGCGGGUCAUCCUGUGAGUUCUUACGCCUCGUUGGUGAAUUUUACGCAGGAUAGGGCUGACGAGCUUAACCAGGUCAUCGGAGCAGCGUACUAUAUAUUCGGCUAUCUCGAGAGAAUGCACUACGGCGGACCCGCUGACCGAGACACCCAAAAGCAAACCGCCGUCCUCCUGACAAAAGCUGGUCGAAUACCCAUCUUUUUCAACCCCUACCGUCAAGUGGCGGCUUGCGCAGUCCCCUCCAACUACCACGUUCACUCCCAUCGCGUCCCGAUCGAGAAGAUCAUCUCCACACAGCCCCACGUCCAAAUCGUCCCGACCAUUGACAAGGAAAAGGACAAGACGUUCCCUCUGGUCUCGAUUGUCAAGGGCAUGACGUUUGUCCUCGUCGACUUUUCUGAUAACGCUGAGAUUUUUGGCUCCGUGCAAGCGGGGAAGUCCCCCGAAGUCGACCUGGACGCGGAGUGGUCACCGAGUUUUGUAGGCUGUAUGUACUACAAAGUCCUGGCAAAGUCGGAACAGCCUGGCGAACCGGCUAUUCACAAUAUCCAAGCAAGAAUGAUCUCUCACGGUAUCGAGGAUCCGGGAACAGGGAGUGCGUGUUGCGCUCUAGCUUGUUAUCUGGCAUUACGAGACGCAGGCUCAUCGUCGGAGCCGCAGAAACUUGCAGAGGAAGCAACGGACAACGAUUCCGAGCUCGCAAAGAAGACAGAGGAGCUGAAGCUGGCAGAGGCAAAGACUGAGAGGAAAGUAUUUGGAAUUCAACAGGGAGCAGAGAUGGGCAGGUUGUGCACCAUCGCGGUCGAGGUGGACGUCAAGACGGAUGAGCACGGGAAGACAAGCAUCGCGAAUGUGAUCUUGUCUGGGAGAGCUAAUUUGCAUCUCAAAGGGGAAAUUCUGGGUUUCUAA